ACACACACACGUCUUAUGUAACCGAGCCCGGGUAGAGCAGGGCUGCAGAAAGCAGAAACGGAGAGCCCGGCUCCUGGGAGCAGGUCUUGGCCCCCACUUGGGGCCCCGGCCGUGCGGCCGGAGGGAGCGGCCGGAUGGAGCGGAGGAUGAAAGCCGGAUACUUGGACCAGCAAGUGCCCUACACCUUCAGCAGCAAAUCGUCCGGAAAUGGGAGCUUGCGCGAAGCGCUGAUCGUCCCGCAGGGGAAGCUCAUGGACCCGGGCUCCCUGCCGCCCCUCGACUCUGAAGAUCUCUUCCAGGAUCUAAGUCACUUCCAGGAGACGUGGCUCGCUGAAGCUCAGGUACCAGACAGUGAUGAGCAGUUUGUUCCUGAUUUCCAUUCAGAAAACCUAGCUUUCCACAGCCCCACCACCAGGAUCAAGAAGGAGCCCCAGAGUCCCCGCACAGACCCGGCCCUGUCCUGCAGCAGGAAGCCGCCACUCCCCUACCACCAUGGCGAGCAGUGCCUUUACUCCAGUGCCUAUGACCCCCCCAGACAAAUCGCCAUCAAGUCCCCUGCCCCUGGUGCCCUUGGACAGUCGCCCCUACAGCCCUUUCCCCGGGCAGAGCAACGGAAUUUCCUGAGAUCCUCUGGCACCUCCCAGCCCCACCCUGGCCAUGGGUACCUCGGGGAACAUAGCUCCGUCUUCCAGCAGCCCCUGGACAUUUGCCACUCCUUCACAUCUCAGGGAGGGGGCCGGGAACCCCUCCCAGCCCCCUACCAACACCAGCUGUCGGAGCCCUGCCCACCCUACCCCCAGCAGAGCUUUAAGCAAGAAUACCAUGAUCCCCUGUAUGAACAGGCGGGCCAGCCAGCCGUGGACCAGGGUGGGGUCAACGGGCACAGGUACCCAGGGGCGGGGGUGGUGAUCAAACAGGAACAGACAGACUUCGCCUACGACUCAGAUGUCACCGGGUGCGCAUCAAUGUACCUCCACACAGAGGGCUUCUCUGGGCCCUCUCCAGGUGACGGGGCCAUGGGCUAUGGCUAUGAGAAACCUCUGCGACCAUUCCCAGAUGAUGUCUGCGUUGUCCCUGAGAAAUUUGAAGGAGACAUCAAGCAGGAAGGGGUUGGUGCAUUUCGAGAGGGGCCACCCUACCAGCGCCGGGGUGCCCUGCAGCUGUGGCAAUUUCUGGUGGCCCUGCUGGAUGACCCAACAAAUGCCCAUUUCAUUGCCUGGACGGGCCGGGGAAUGGAGUUCAAGCUCAUUGAGCCUGAAGAGGUCGCCAGGCUCUGGGGCAUCCAGAAGAACCGGCCAGCCAUGAAUUACGACAAGCUGAGCCGCUCGCUCCGAUACUAUUAUGAGAAAGGCAUCAUGCAGAAGGUGGCUGGUGAGCGUUACGUGUACAAGUUUGUGUGCGAGCCCGAGGCCCUCUUCUCUUUGGCCUUCCCGGACAAUCAGCGUCCAGCUCUCAAGGCUGAGUUUGACCGGCCUGUCAGUGAGGAGGACACAGUCCCUUUGUCCCACUUGGACGAGAGCCCCGCCUACCUCCCAGAGCUGGCUGGCCCCGCCCAGCCGUUUGGCCCCAAGGGUGGCUACUCUUACUAGCCCCCAGCGGCUGUUCCCUCUGCCGCAGGUGGGUGCUGCCCUGUGUACAUAUAAAUGAAUCUGGUGUUGGGGAAACCUUCAUCUGAAACCCACAGAUGUCUCUGGGGCAGAUCCCCACUGUCCUACCAGUUGCCCUAGCCCAGACUCUGAGCUGCUCACCGGAGUCAUUGGGAAGGAAAAGUGGAGAAAUGACAAGUCGAGUCUCAAAAACUCCCCUGGGGGUUUCACCUGGGCCCUGGAGGAAUUCAGCUCAGCUGCUUCCUAGGUCCAAGCCCCCCACACCUUUUCCCCAACCACAGAGAACAACAGUUUGUUCUGUUCUGGGGGACAGAGAAGGCGCUUCCCAGCUUUAUACUGGCAGGAGGGUGAGGAGGUUCACUGAGCUCCCCAGAUCUCCCACUGUGGGGAGACAGAAGCCUGGACUCUGCCCCAUGCUGUGGCCCUGGAGGGUCCCGGUUUGUCAGUUCUUGGUGCUCUGUGUACCCAGAGGCAGGGGGAGGUUGAAGAAAGGAACCUGGGAUGGGGGGUGCUGGGUAGAAGCAGAGAGGGAUGGGUUCCUGCUCCAAGGGACCCUUUGCCUUUCUUCUGCCCUUUCCUAGGCCCAGGCCUGGGUUUCCACUUCCACCUCCACUACAUCUGCCAGACCUUAAUAAAGGCCCCACUUCUCCCAUUA
This is a messenger RNA of Nomascus leucogenys (northern white-cheeked gibbon), 2262 nucleotides long. It is a transcript of the gene ETV4, whose product is annotated as ETS variant transcription factor 4. Lineage: Eukaryota; Metazoa; Chordata; Mammalia; Primates; Hylobatidae. Gene Ontology annotation, cellular component: nucleus. Gene Ontology annotation, molecular function: DNA-binding transcription factor activity, RNA polymerase II-specific; sequence-specific DNA binding. The record is from RefSeq and is a predicted model, not a curated record. Gene Ontology annotation, biological process: regulation of transcription by RNA polymerase II; cell differentiation.